CAGCUUCCUUCCACAAUGCCCAAAGCACUCCUGCUGCUGGCUGUUGCCCUGGUGCUACUUGGGCUUGUGCAUGGAGGCAUGUUGAGAAACGAAGGAAAAUGGAAGCCCCUCAACAAUCCUAGAAACUGAGAUCUGUUUUUCAGAACCCUUCAGGCAUAUUUUAAAGGACGAGGUCUUGAUCUUGGGAUGUUUUCAAAUAUUUCCUCCAUGAACGAGAAUCCUGGACCUCUCUCUUUCCAAUCAGAACUUAUUGCUUCUGCAUUUGCAGAUUAUGAAGAACAGAAAAACUCCUUCCCCAAUUACCCCAAAGUCUGAAUGUUUCUUCUGAGUACAGGUAAUGUGGAUACCUCUGACUCACCAGGGGACACAUCACUUACAACGAAGCGGAGAAAAUAAAAGCAGAAAGAUUCCAAUUUCAAGACCUGUUGCUACAUCCUGACCUGUUAACAAACAAACAAACAAACAAACAAAAACCUGUCACAUCAUCAAGGUGUUCCACAGCAGAAAAACUCUUCUCCCACCCCUUGCUCCCUGUUGCAAAUCUCUGCA
Kogia breviceps (pygmy sperm whale) is the source of this 549-nucleotide messenger RNA. It is a transcript of the gene C2H2orf66, whose product is annotated as chromosome 2 C2orf66 homolog. The record is from RefSeq and is a predicted model, not a curated record. NCBI's taxonomy places the organism in Eukaryota, Metazoa, Chordata, Mammalia, Artiodactyla, Physeteridae.